Lymnaea stagnalis (great pond snail) is the source of this 14702-nucleotide messenger RNA. NCBI's taxonomy places the organism in Eukaryota, Metazoa, Mollusca, Gastropoda, Lymnaeidae. The record is from the annotation of a GenBank genome assembly.
CUACUUUCGGUUACUUUUGCAUCAUCAUGACGAAGUGUAAUGAGAAAUAUUCAUAUUAUGCAACAAGUAUAAGAGGAGGAAUUUAUUGCUGUUUACUGUGUUAAUUGUAAGAUAUUGAUUUUUAUUUGGGUAUUUGUAAUAUAGGCUUUGUUUAUCUUAGGACUACGUCCAUAAUCAGUGCCGGAUUAGAACCAGUUGUCCACAGAUGAGUGUGGGGUGUGUGUGUGUGGGGGGGGGGGGGGGGGGGGGGGCUAAGGCAGACGAAAUUUUGCUCCCCCCCUUCACCCACCGCCAACACCCUCUUUCGCUACUUUUACAACAGCGCCAUCCCAUAUACUUAACUUUUUUAUUCCUUACAUGGAUCACGUUUGUUAUUCCUUGCUCAAAGUGUAAAUUAAACAAUGUUAAACAAGAACACUGAACACAAUUUGUGAAAAGGCAAAGGCGCACUUAAUUUUAUUUUGAUCUUUACACACACACACACAAAAAAAAGAAAAUAAUAAUAAUAAAGCCGGAGUUUGAUUUUUUAAUUUAAGGCAUAUCAUUAAUCAUUUAAGAUGUCAUUUAAUUUUAAGUGAGGUAAGAGACCUGGUGCACAUAUUAGUGUGUAGGCGUAGGGGGUGGUUUAUCAUUUUGUGUAAAGUGUUUUGGGGGUUGGUAGAGACUAAGAGAGCAAUAAUAUAAAACAAUUAUAUUUAUUUUUAAAAAAUGUAUUCUAAUUUUUGCGAAAUUUCUGCUUUUAAAAUUUAUGAAAUUAACUUGCAUACUCAACAAUAAUUAGCACAUAAUGACAUAAUAAUAAAAGACAUAGGCCUAUUUGUAAAACAAAUGAUUUCUAGCUUUUUGCUUUAAAUUUGCUUGUUUCUGUUGUUCUCUGCCUUUAUUCUGCUUUAGGCCCCCAGAUGGAAACAAAAUUAAAAAAUUAGUGAAUUUAAACUAUAAAUUCCCAUAUAGGCCUACUUCACAUACUCGAAGGGUAGCAAUUUUGCUAUAUACUGAGGGGCCCUUAUUUCAGGCUUUGCUCUGGAUUCUGGGUGCCGCUUUUCCUUGGCACCGUAAAGGCCAGGCCAGAAUAUAUAAUAUAUUUGUUCUAAUGUUAUAUGGACACUUCUUUGCAUUUGCUGGUCCAACAAUUUGGACCGCCCUUCCUGUCGCCAGAUACAACCAGACACUGGAGACCUUUAAAACCAAUUUAAAGACAUAUCUAUUUCGCAAACACCUUCUGGGAUGAUAAUGAUUGUCUACCAUAUUUUCCAGUUAAUGCAUAUUGGCUGUGUUGCUUAGGGUUGAAAUGGGUAGAAAGAUUUUGACUUGGUAUGCUUGCAAUUAGUUUUUGUUGUGGUUCGUUUGUUUUAAAUGUGGUAAAUUAUAGCCUUUGUACCGGGCUUCAAGCCUGUGGGGAUGAAGCGUGUUUUUGAAAUAAACAUUAUUAUUAUUAUUAUUAUUCUUUUUCCCGAAUGAAGCUUCCUGCAGGAUAAACCAUGUGGGCUGAGUGUUUGAUCCUUAAUCACCAAUCCAACCAAACCACUUAAAAAAUCUCCUUACCAAAUAUGCUCACUAACAACUCGAGUAUUACAAAACACAAAUCAAAACACUCACUCAUCGAAAAAAUCAUUAACAGUCUCCUGAUUUUAUAUUCAGGGCUUAUGAGCUGAUGGCAGAAGGAGGCAUUCUGGGUAAUUCACCUUUUAUACUUUUUUUAAAUUAAGGAAAAUCUGAUCUGAUCUACUCCUCAUUAUUAGUUAAAUAAUUUUUGUAAUAUAAACAAAGGAACGGAUCAGUAAAUUAAAAAUUGUAUUUUACUAGUUUUAACCCUUUUGGAAUGGAGCCUUUUCGGGGUGUCUGUGCCAAAAGACGGAGCACUUUUUAUGAACUCGGCACUCACAUUGCAAAAAAAUUUAUAAAAAAUAUGCUAUUUACAUAUAUAAAACUCCUCAUCCUCAUGUCCCUUAGUCCUUGGACCGUUUGGGCGCCACAGAUGACAUGUGAACCAUCCUCCUCCAUUCCUCUCUGUCUUCAGUACUACGCACUGCAUCGCCCAGUGUUAGUCCUGUCCACUCUUUGAUGUUAUCCUCCCACCUUUUCCUUUGUCUUCCUCUUCUUCUCCCUCCUCUUGUGGUGCCCUGCAAUAUUUCUUUGGCAAGCCCUUGUUUCCUUGUUACGUGGCCGUAUCAUUGUAGUGAGAUUUUUUUCACAGUCACCAGUAGGUCAUCGUACUGACCAAUUGCCUGACGAACCCUUUCUUUCACCAUAUCAUAUAUAUCAUGUACAUAUAUAUAUAUUCUUUUAGAAAAUUGAAUAAGCUAAUACACUAUUUAUAAAUCAAACUGAAGUCUCAACAUUUAUGCAAAUGGGCUGUCCUGAUUUGCAUAAUUUAUGUGUGCAAUUUUUGGUUAAACUGAGAAUAAACAUGACUUACCAGUGUGAAUUCUGUGAAUUUUUUGAUGGAUGAAGCAUAAAUAGAACCUAACACAUGUGUUUUGGGAAAUAAGGCCCAUGGAGGCUUUUCAGACACCCCUGGCACAGAGUUCUACUUUUUUUCCUGCCCACGGGGUACUUUUCGGUUGCUACAGACAGAGCAGUCCUUUUCAACAUUGUGCACCCAAUUAUGGUUUAUUUGAACUGGCUGUUACUGAGAAAGUUGUCUGCAUACUUAUUAUAGGCUCUAUUUUUUCUAAAAAUUAAUAGGGGUCCUCCCUAUCCAAUUCAGAACCCCUAAUCCUAAAUCAAGGUUUCACAACAUUAUCGUAAACAUAAUCAUUUUGAUUAUCUUUAUUAAUUUCCUGGUUGUUUUCAUCAGUGUCAGAUUCAUUGCUAGACAGGGAGAAAUCAGAAUCACUAUGCACGAUUUGAUCAGAGUCACUGUCAGACAUGUUUGAAUUUCACGAUAUAACUAUACACACACAAAAAAAUUCCUGCACACAAAUAAAUUUAGUUCACCAUCAAUGAACGCCGCCAUUACAAUCACGGGAUAUGCAGGAAUAUGUACGAAUAAAUUUGAUUCGCUGGUACAAUGCCAAGCCAGCCAAUCACUAGGCUCAAUUUAUUGGGCCGAUGGUUCGGACAUUUGUAUUUCUCACUAGUCCACCUUAGGCCGGUAGAUUGGCCCUUACGUCUCAAGAGGGUUAAAAAUCUUUGUGAGAGACAGGUUUUUGAGCAUUUAUCAUUUGAUGAAAUAAAAAAAAUUAAAAUUAAAGAAAGCACAACUUAAUUUGUUGUAAUGCAUGCUGUUUUGAAUAUGUCUUGAAAGUAAUAUUUAAAUAUUCCAGUGUUUGAGUGCAAGCAAGAUAAAAUGUAUAUUAAAUGACAUCAUGUAAUGGUAGUGCAAGGUUAUAAUUUUUUAUUACCUACCUUUCGCAUCCAGUACUAAAUAUUUAGAAGUAAAGUAAUAUAUUUUUAAUUAUAUUUGUAACAUUUCAGGUGUGAAUUACCUCAUGGAGCAAACUCAACUGGCAGAAGGAGAGGAUAGACUAGAACAAGAAAAUGAGCUCUUUGCUUUGGAGGCUAUAUUUGAAAAUGAGGACAUAGAAAUCUGCAAGCAUGACAAUCCGAAUGGUCACCCGCCUGGUAAUUGUAGAAAUCAGUUGCUAGAUGAUCACGUAAAAUCAUUUGAUCAUUUUCACACUAAAUGUUUUAUAAAUAAAGUCAGCCUCAUGAAUGAUCAAUAUAUCAAAACAGGCCUAUACAACAUGUAUGUCUAUGAGAUGUGUGUUGGAAAAAAAAAUUACAUUAAGGUUGCUUUUUUGUUCAUAACUCACAAAAAAAUCAAUUUAAUUAACAAGAAAAUAAACUUUUGAUAUUCCAUUGUAAUUAUCUAGUGUUCAAUGUUUAUUUGAAAAUAUAAAAUGCAUUAAUUUGUAAAUUAAAAUGAUAUAUUAUUUUGUUUAAGUUUCCACUUGAAAAUGCUUCAAAUAAUUUUUACAGGUGGGAUAUUUAAUAUUCCAAUUAAAACGCCUGAUAACUUUUAUGUCAAGAUCACCAAAGACCUGCGUUUGAUAAGGAAUAUGACAUUUUGUAAGUUUUCAAGUUUCGUAGUGCAUAAACUAAUGGACUCUUAUUGAUUGGCAGUGCCAAUGUCAAAAUAUUACUGUUAUAAUAAAAUUAUAAGUUAAUUUUUGUUUGUGAACGAGAAGGGGGAAGGUUUCAUUAUUGUUUUUGUAGUAUUUAACAUAAACAUAAUAUUUUUUGUACAAUGGUUGGAUAGUAAUAAUGAAGUGACUAUUCAAAUGAAGAGAGGGCAACAUGCUCUGCAAAUAAAACACCCACAGUGCCAAAUAACUUUAAACAAAUUGAUUUGGUUUUAAUUACAAUAGUUUUUUUAAAUAAAACAAUGAAAGGUCCACUAGAAAGAUAUCCAUAUUUAUUUAAAACAUUCAGAUGAAAAUGUUAAAAUAUUAAAAUAAUACAUAUAUUUUCUUUUCUUUUUUUUUUCUGUUGUCCUUGCAGCUGGCAGAGGACGAGGUUGGGCUCAGAAAAGGGCACAGCGAGAAGCAGAGAAAAAGAAGGAGCUUGAAGUGAAUCAUUCAGAGCCUCACUACAUCAGCAGCACAUCUUCUAUUGCUGGAUCAGAGAUCUUAUAUCACAUAAAACGGCUUCCACCUGUCACACUCACAUUUUCAUAUCCUCGUGACUACCCCUCCGCAAACCAACCCAAUUUCACUCUGUCCUGUUGCUGGCUGGAAAAAAAAAAUGUAAGCUUUCCACAUUUUAAAAAUGAAUUAAGAAAAAGGUUAAACCUUCAACCUCAGGAUAGGACAAAAGAGCAUAUUAAAUUAUAUUUUUACUUGGUACUAUCAGAGCCAGAAAAUAUAAAAAAUCCAAAAUACCUUGAAAUAUCACAAAAUAAAAUAAGCACUUGGCUCCACUGAUGCUUUUUAAAAAUUUAAUCUAUAUUUAGAACUACAUUAAUUCAAUUUAUUUUAAUAUAUAUAGUUUUAUAUUUUAAAAAAAAAUUGUUUGUUUCCCCGACUGUUUAUGGGAGUAGAAAUUGAAAUGUCACCAAUGCAUUCUAAAAAAUUGGCUUUUAACAUUGACCCUAGAUAUUUUUAAAUAUUUAAAAAUCCUUCAUAUUAACUUCGCUUUUUUUCGUGUAUUUCUGGAUGGCAAAAUCUUCCUAUGGCUAAUUGACCCACUUCCUAUCAACUUAUUGAGUUGAAACUUGGCACGUAGACUCAUUGCCAAUGAGCACACAUUCUUUAAAGUUUUCAGCUCCACCCCAACACCCAAUAAAUAAGUUUUUCCUUUUUUUCAAGGGGAAGAUGAAAGAAAUAUGAUGCCACAGAUCACGAAAUAAAAUUUCAGAUAGCUGCGCUACAUGAGAUUCUUUUUAAAAAAAAAUAAGUGUUUUUGUUGUGUAAUAUUUUCAUUUGUUUUUAUGAAACAAUUGAUUAACUAAAUCUGCGGUCUCAAAGCGGGUGGGUCAUUACAAUAUUAAUAUAAAAUAAUAAAAAAAUGCAUAUACAGGAUUUUUUAUAAAAACUUUGUUUAUAGGGGAUGUAUAUUAAACAGUAAUCCCUCUUUGUUAAUUUUAUACUUUAGAGCACACGCACACUUGGUAAAAAUAUUGUUCGAAUCAAAUGUGUGCAUUUUGUGUGUAUACCAUUUGUCUACAGCUGACCAGACUGUGUGAGAAGCUGGAUGACAUCUGGGCAAAACAUCGGGGCACAUCUGUGAUAGCGGAAUGGCAUGAUUUCUUGGACCAUGAAGUUAUAGCCUUUUUAGGUUUGUGUCAAGUUUUUAUGUUCAAGUCGUACCAAUUGAGUUCAUAUUAAAAGCUGUUGCAUGACAGGGUUUUUAAAGAAAAUGUUAGCAUUUAAUUAACAAUUUUUUGAACUCUUCCACACAUGUGAUUUUUAUUUUAAGAUUUAAUACAAUCCUGUAGAUAUUAAAAGUCCAUAUGAUCUGGGGCGUGUUUUGUCCCAUAUAUUCACACACCCACCUGGCCAGGAUAAAAAUGAUCACAAGCUUUUGAAGCCCAAACCUUUGGACAUCAGAGGGAUACAGACUUUUGGUAGCAUUGAGGAGGUCCUACCUGCGGUGAGUAUUCAGACGUCCACUGUGCAUAUUUUGUGAUGGUUGUUUUUUGAGCUCACCAAAACUGUUGAUAAUAUGAUAAGAUUAGAUUAUCUUGAUCCAAAUAAAUGUAAAUGUUUCUUGAUUACAUUGUACAUAUUCAUUUUCAGCACAUAAAUAAAUGCAUAUUUUAACCAAGACAACAUUUUACUAUUAUAACAAUUUAAUCACAAGGCAUCUUAAGUAUUUCUCUAGCGUAGAAAUUAGCCAUAAAUGAACUGCCUUAAUGACCAUAAUGACUUGUUUACUAUAGUGAUCUUUCAGAUGUGUUUACAUCUUUGGGAAAAAACCAGAAGAAAAAAUAAAAUAAUUAAAGUUAGUUAAUGAAGUUGUAGGAGAUGACUUGUACGGGUAUAGGGAAGUUAAAGGACUGGCAUAAUAUUGAGAGAGAAAAAAGUUUUUAACCACCAUAAUGCCACAGCUCGUUGUAAUUUGUAACAUAUGCUUUUGUACGUGACAGUCAUGAUUUUUGCACAUGAGACUGUGUGAAGCAAUAUUUAAGAAAAGCAAGAAGUUAGGGACUUAUUUUAUUGGCAGGAGCAUAAUUCAUGAGACUGAAGUGAGAGAGUUGGGCAGACAUCUUAGAUCAGAGGGGGCACAUUUUAUUAAUGAAUGUUUAAGAAGUGAUUCUAUAUAUUUUGGAGCAAAUAUCAUUUUGGUUUGGGGAUAUUAUUACUGUUAUUAUUCCAAUGAUUAUUUAUUGUGUUUCAGUGCUUAGUGUGUAAAAUUGGACUUGACAUUUCAUUGUGAAGUAGUGGCAGUAAGAGUUGAUUGAACUAUUUAGAUUUAGAGAACUAUCAUCACUGUGAGCCACACACACAGAAUGAAUAGUUACAUGAUUUUAUUAUUUAUAGGUGCUGGACUUUAACUUGGCCACUUGUGAUGUUUGCAUGGAGGAAAAAGCUGGCAAUGAGUUUCUGCGACUGGUGAACUGUGAAGAACAUAAGCACUGCAAGUCCUGUAGCAAGGGCUGGAUUGAGGCCAUGAUUAAUGAUGGUGCAGUGAGUGACCUUCGAUGUCCUGGCUACAAGUGUGAGAAAGCAAUAUUACCCACAGAGGUUAGCAAUGUUACUGCCAGAGGUUAGCCCCCAUCACCAGUUAUGUUAUAAUGUUAUUCCUCUUGCAAUAUUUACUAAGUAAAUAGCUAUGUUCUUAGCUAUGUUCUUAGCUAUGUUCUUAGCUAUUUCUUAGCUAGUUCUUAGCUAUGUUCUUUGCUAUGUUCUUAGCUAUGUUCUUAGCUGCUCUUGGUGCUGAUUUGGGUUACUCAAGUUUUGUCACCUGUUAACCAAAGAUGCAACUCUAGAUGUCAUCAACUCUUUUCCCCAGGUUGCUAGCGUUGUAUCUGAAGUGUUGUACCAGCGCUAUGAUAAACUCCUUCUCAAAACAGCCUUUGAUGUCAUGACAGAUGUGAUGAACUGUCCACGUUCCUUCUGUCAGUUCCCUGUUGUCCUUGAAGAUAAUCUGGGCCUGUGCCCCAAAUGCAAGCAUGCUUUCUGUGGUAGAUGUCAGAAUACAUAUCAUGGGCACUCACCAUGCAAGUUGAAAUCUGGUGCGUAAUGUCUGUACUGACCUCUUAUCAUACCAAUCCCUCUUUAAACUGUUGCAGUUUAGAUCGGAGAUUCCUCUGACACGAUUAAUUUUGUGAAAUUGAAAUUACAAUAUGCCAUACAACAUUACUCAAAAAAGUAUAUUAAAAAUCUUAAUAAUCUACAAAAUUUAAUUAAUGAAAACUUUGUUUUAUUCAAACUAUAAAUAAGAAAUAUUUGAUCUCACAAAGAACCCACCUAUCCCUCCACAGAAAUGUUUGCUCUGCUAUGUGAGGAAUACGAGUCCAGCACAUCUAAUCGCAAGCAGGAGCUUGAGAUGAGAUAUGGAAAACAAGUGAUUCAACGUGCCUUGGAGGAGACUAAGACCAAUAAAUGGCUGGAGUCUAACAGCAAACAGUGUCCCUGUUGCAGCACAUUCAUUCAGGUAGUCUAUUUAUUAUUCAUGCAUGGGCAGUAAUGUUGACCUGGAGUAAUGCCAGUGAAAUAAUGCAGUUGUUUCCUAUCAGUGGUACAUUGGGCCGUCAGUUGUACAUUGGGCCAUCAGUGGUACCUUGGGCCAUCAGUGGCACAUUGGGCCAUCAGUGGUACAUUGGGCCAUCAGUGGCACAUUGGGCCAUCAGUGGUACAUUGGGCCAUCAGUGGUACAUUGGGCCAUCAGUGCUACAUUGGGCCAUCAGUGCUACAUUGGGCCAUCAGUUAGUGGUACAUUGGUCCAUCAGUGGUACAUUGGGCCAUCAGGGGUACAUUGGGCCAUCAGUGGUACAUUGGGCCAUCAGUGGUACAUUGGGCCAUCAGUGCUACAUUGGGCCAUCAGUGGCACAUUGGGCCAUCAGUGGUACAUUGGGCCAUCAGUGGUACAUUGGGCCAUCAGUGGUACAUUGGGCAACAGUGGCACAUUGGGCCAUCAGUGGUACAUUGGGCCAUCAGUGGUACAUUGGGCCAUCAGUGGCACAUUAGAGAAGUUGAUAAAAAAUUUUUUUAAUUUUUUCAAAUUUUGAUUUACAGCCAUUCUGCUGCUGUUUUUUUUUUUUUUUCAAACAAUUUUUUAAAUUUAAAAUUCUAGAAUAGUAUUUUUUGAUGUUAUUGAAAGUUAAAAUAUUUUGUUUUGGAAAGUUAACAUUUUAUGAAUUGGGUUAUAUAUAAAGGUUGACAGUUACCUCAAUUUCUGAACAUUACAAUUCUAAAAAAUCUUGAUCAGAAUGUUACAAAAUAUAUAUAAUUUUUUUUGCAAUUUUAUUUUACACUUAAUUAUGCAUUCAGUAUUAUGAAACCUAUUCUGCGUUAAAGAUUUAUACAUAAAAUUAAAAGCAUUAUGAUAUCAUCCUUAUCAGUAUAAAUUACAAAAUAUUUGAUUGGGUAUCUGUUACACAAAAAAACAAAGCUUAUAAUGAACAUAAAUAGUUUGUUAGUCUGAACUCACAGUUUGACAAUGACACAUCUGAAUGUGAUCAAACUUGUCAGCUGCAGCCAUUUACUUAUCCUGAAACGUAAAACUUGUACACAACGCUUGAUACAACCCACUUGGGUAGCUUUAACAUCAAAUACCAUUUUAAAUUGUUGCAUUUCUGCCUACAGUCGUAAUGAUGUAAGCAGUAAUGAUGUAAGCAGUAAAGCCCAAAACUGUUAAUUGUGAGUGGUUGGCUGGAUAAUUAUUUAUCAUCUGACACGUUCAUAUGCACUUAGCGUUGUACUUGACCACUAGAAAAAUUCUGACGCACCAAAAGAUCUGCUAGAAAUGCACGAAGUUAUAUUUGACCAUUUUCAUUUAAUGUGAUUAUGUUGUCCUUGCAUGUGUAUGCUAUGGGUUUAAUAAUCUUCUUUAUAAUUGCCCAAACUAAUUUUUCAUAUGCCAUAUAAUUUUAGUAUGCCUAUGAAGUUUUUUUCCCACACCUAUUGGUGUGUAUAUUUCAACUUGUCCACACCUAUUGGUGUGUAUAUUUCAACUUGUCCAUACCUAUUGGUGUGUGUAUAUUUCAACUUGUCCAUACCUAUUGGUGUGUGUAUAUUUCAACUUGUCCAUACCUAUUGGUGGGUGUUAUAGUUCAGAUUGUCCAUACCUAUUGGUGUGUGUAUAUUUCAACUUGUCCAUACCUACUGGUGUGUGUAUAUUUCAACUUGUCCAUACCUAUUGGUGUGUGUAUAUUUCAACUUGUCCAUACCUACUGGUGUGUGUAUAUUUCAGAUUGUCCAUACCUAUUGGUGUGUAUAUAUUUCAACUUGUCCAUACCUAUUGGUGUGUAUAUUUCAACUUGUCCAUACCUAUUGGUGUGUGUAUAUUUCAACUUGUCCAUACCUAUUGGUGUGUGUAUAUUUCAACUUGUCCAUACCUAUUGGUGGGUGUUAUAGUUCAGAUUGUCCAUACCUACUGGUGUGUGUAUAUUUCAACUUGUCCAUACCUAUUGGUGUGUGUAUAGUUCAGAUUGUCCAUACCUAUUGGUGUGUGUAUAUUUCAGAUUGUCCAUACCUAUUGGUGUGUGUAUAUUUCAAAUUGUCCAUACCUAUUGGUGUGUGUAUAUUUCAACUUUUCCAUAGCUAUUGGUGUGUAUAUAUUUCAGAUUGUCCAUACCUUCUGGUGUGUAUAUUUCAACUUUUCCGUACCUACUGGUGUGUGUGUCUAUAUUUCAAUUAGUCCAUAUCAAUUGUGUUCAUAUUUCAACUUGUCCAAACCUACUGGUGUGUGUUUAUUUUAACUUGUCCACACCUAUUGGUGUUUGUAUAUUUCAACUUGUCCAUAGCUACUAGUAUGUGUAUACUUCAAGUUGUCCAUAUAUAAUGGACUGUAGAUAAUUCAAUUUGGCCUAACCUUCUGGGUGUGUAUAAUUUGACCAUACAUUUAAAGUGUGUUAUGUUAGUUCCUAUGAAGUUGUCUCAAAACAACUGAGCCAUAUGUUUACUUUGAAAUUGUUACCUGGUACUUAUAAAAUUGUUUAGUUGCUCACUGUGAAAUAGACUACCUGUGCCUAGUUGCUCACUGUGAAAUAGACGACCUGUGCCAGCGAUCAUUUUUGUUUGGAAUAUUAACAAAAAAAUUGUUUGACCCUUUGUGUUGUAGAAACCUAAUCUUGGCAUGUACCCACUUCAGUCUGUGCCAUCACAGCUUUUGUGAGAAUGGCAAAGUGGUUUGUUUCAGAGAAUAUUAAAUCCAUUCAUAAAUAACUAUAAUUCCUAAAUGUCAGAAUAAGAAUAAUGUUGUUCUCCUUACAUACAGUUAAAGUUUUUAAAUCUUUGCUACUCCUGGGAUUGAGAAGGGGUAUAUUUUUUAUUCUCAAUAAUUUAUUCUCAACAAUUGGUGUGUCCAAAGAAUAUUUAUUAGUAUUGCCUCAAUGAAAUGCUGUACAUUUAAGCAACAUUUUGAAAGGAAUGUCUCCAAAAUAUCCUGUAAGAAUAAACGAACCAAUUAUAUUCUUGUAAAAAAAAAUUCAAUAACCUUUAACUUCCUGUUUCUUUCAACUCAUUCAGAACAUUAAAUCCCCCACCCCCUCCCCCCAAUUUGUCCCCUCCAAAACCUUUUUUAAAUAGAGCCAUACUAUUUCUACAUCUUCUGUUCCAUACUUCCAUGACAUUUUUUGUAACAGUUCUAAUGAUAUAAAUUUCAAUGUCAGGCUUUGUGAGAAUCAAGAAACUAUUCCAAAUGAGAUAGCCAUGUGUAAGCUAUAGGGCGUUAGCUAUCUAGUAUCUGUUGCUUACUCAAUUUUAUUUAUUGUCCCACCGUGGUUCAGAAAAAAGAUGGCUGCAACAAGAUGACCUGCACCAACUGCCGUGCCUUCUUCUGCUGGCUGUGUCAGCAGGAGCUCUCCAAGGCCAACCCGUACGCACAUUACCAGCACCCCACAUCGCCUUGUUCCAACAGACUUUUUGAAGGGGUGGAGCUGCAUGAUGAAUUCUUAGAAUUUCUAGACGAUGAUCUUGACAGCACCGACGAGGAUGAAGACGAUGAUGACGUUGACAUCGAUCAUCUGUAGUGGGAAUGUCGGUGCCAGAGGUUUGUUGGAUCAUCCUCAACAUUUAGAACAUGAAGCGGGCCUCAUCAAGGUCAUCUUAGUACACUCAUGUGCUCAAGUUUCUGCUCAUUUACCAAAGCCAUCAUUUUUUGUUAUUUCUGUAGCAUCUAUCAUGCAUGAAAUCUUUUUGGUGUUUUUAAUGGGCUUUUUAGUGUUCAAAUAUCUCUCUUUUUAAUUGUGGCCCAUUCUGUUACAAGUCAUCUCUCAAUGUAGUGUUGGUCACAUUGGUUUCUGUACUAAAUAAAUGUCAGACUAUAAAAUAAAUGAAAUGAUUCUUUGAAAAUAAAGUGUUUAAAUUCCCUACUGAGUUUUGUUCUGCAUUUUGCUUGGCCUAAUUAUAUGAGCGUACUUAUAGUGCAGGCAGAAAAGAACACCUUCAAAUCUGAUGUCCCAUUAGCCUUAUUAAACUUGAUGUCACUGAGGAAAAUAAUAGAAAUGAUUAGAAAGAGAUAAAUCAAAGGAAAAUUGAUAUUUAACAAAAAUUAACACCUAAAAUGCAUUAUUAUGUAUUUCACUUUUAUAUUAGAGUUUUUACAAGUUUCCUUCAUCCCUCUAAGAUUUUAGUUUUCUUACAUCCCAUGUAAAACGAUUCCAUAACUUAUAAUUUUCUUUUACAGGAAGUCUGAGGAAACAGAAGUUCUGUAGUAUUUUAUUCAAUAUAUGCAAUAAAAUUAUUAAGGAUUGAAUUAUUUGAAUCCUAAAAAAGAAAAUUAAAUAAAGCAUUUUACAUGGCAAAACCAUUAAUGACAAUCUAUCUCUAUUAGCCAGUAUUGAAAAUCAUUCAUCAAAACUUAGAAAAAAGUUUCAACAAUACAUUUAUAUGUAUUUCUUGGCUUGUUUCAGAAACUUGAAGGCUGCAAUCAUAUGAAAUGUAAUAUGUGUGGACAAAGCUUCUGUUAUCUCUGCGGAGACCUUUUGCCACGGGAAAAACCCUACGCUCAUUUUUCUGAUGAGGGCAGAACUUGCAACGGCAGGCUCUUUGAAAACUCUGAGACCCAAGAGGAGGAAGUUGACUUUCGGACGGUCUGGCCGUGGCGAGAUCUGAUGGAGCAAGUCCAAAGAGGCAUGUUUGAGGAUGCAGAUGAGUGAACUGGUGUAAGCUGUUGCCAAAGUCGACACAGAGCUGUUUUAGUGAAGUGUUUUAAACUGUUUUCAUGGCUCUCAUCUCAUGAGAGAUAACAUAAAGUGUGUUUAAGACUACAAAAAAAUUAAUAUUUCUUUAAUUUAACAAUGAAAUAACUGAAAUAGUUUUGAUAUAAUAUACCCUCCUAGAAUUGAUAUAGAAUUGCCGAUUAUUGUGAUAUUCAAUUGUAGUUAAUUCUGAUCAACUCAUGCGAUGUAGACAAAUAAGCUGUUGCAUUGAACGCGACAUAAGCAAAUGCUCAGCUCAAUGAAAGCUUCAGUUGCACAGCUUAAAAUCUCAAUGUCUCCAUUCUUGUGCCUGGUACCUUAACACAUUAAAAGACCCUGACAUUGGAUUUUUACAUCCUAUUUGAAAUCCAUGAUCUUGUUCAUCAGCAUUUUGUUACUAGUACAAGUUGUUGGUACGCCUCUUAGUGAAGUUGUGUGCAGCCUUGUUUUACAGCACAUACAACAGUGUUCAAUACAGAAGCUCAGGUCUCUUAGAUUAGAAUUAUAAAUAUAGGCUAGUAUGCAAUGUUCCCUCUAAGGUUUGUUGGUUCGUGUGCAAAAUCAUGCAGGUGUGUGCAAAGUUUUACAGCAUAAAUUUUUUUGUGUGCAAAACUUUACAGCCCACAAACACAAACUUACAUGGAAAUUUGCUGCGUGGAUACUCAAAACUGCUGCGCUGCGUCUGUGAGAUUGCUGCGCGGCCGUGCAGCUUAAAGGGAACGUUGCUAGUAUGUAACAUCUAAAUCUGUUGUAUGUGACCUGAAUGUUGUUUUGAAGGAGUGAAUGGUUUGAAUAUUAGGUUUAAUGGAAUAUUGGAACCAUCAAACUUAUUUUUAGCCUAAGGAUGAUUUCACCAGUAUCACUGUCAGAACAUUUGGUGUUUUCAAAAUUUUGUCAAUUUCAUAGUUUUUUUUUCAGAAUUUUAUUUUUGAUUAAUUAUAUUUUUAUACCAUAAUUAACAAACGCAAAGAGUAUUUUGCGUUUGUUCAUAACAGGACAGCACAAAACAAGUAACAUUUUAUUGAGAAAAAAAAAGUAUUUAAAAAAAUAUUCAAAUAUCUAACGUCAAAUAAUUUGUUAUUGGUAUUACUAAAUAUUUAAAAAUACAAUAUGCGCCAAAAUAAACAGUACUGAAAUGAGCACAUCAUGAACUGACAUAUAUGUUAGCGGGCAUGGCACCAGCCUCCGCCGUUCCCAGUAUUGAAAAGGAAAUAACCACUUGUGUUAUGCAUUUGUUGUUGGGAGUGGAUCUGUUGACGGAUAGUAUUCAUUGUUGAGUAUUAUGUAAAGAAGAGGUCGUGAAAGGGUCAUGAGUUUGAAAAGGUGAUGGAAACGAUUCAGAGAGAAAUUCAAAGUAUGGUAACACAGUUGUGCUGUUGUCUUGACAUUUCCCUCUUCUGGUUGUAGACAGUGUUAAGUGUUCUGCAGCAGAUGCUACCUUUGUACCAAUGUGGUCUAUCACAAACAGUCUUGACACUGAACUGUCUUGACACCGAAUGUUUUAAUGUAUAGGUGCAUUUCUGUAACAGAUACUGCAUGACAUAGACAGAUAGAAAUGCCAGGAUGGUGUAUUGUUGAACAUAUUUGGGCGCGAUAUUCAAAGAUUCAAAUGUCAUGGGGAAAUCUCUGAUUAAAGCCACAGUCACUUGGCUGGCUUCAUCAAUCACCAAACAACUCGCUUGAUUUUGAGGGGCUGUUGGUAUUAUCCAGAAACUUCUACAUCAUUUAGGCGUGACAAUAUAGUAUGACUAGCUGUGAAGAUUGGUCAAGCAAUGUGCCUGAGCUAAUUGUCUCCCUUUGGUAGAAGUCUGCAGCAACCUUAGUUGCAGGAUAUGUUUGAAAAUUGGCAUGUACAAUAUGAACAUUGUGAACAGCGAGGCGGUGCACUGUGAACAGCUAGGCGGUGCACUGUGAACAGCGAGGCGGUGCACUGUGAACAAUUACAUAAGGC